This is a messenger RNA of Oryzias latipes (Japanese medaka), 1830 nucleotides long. RefSeq names its product retinoblastoma binding protein 4. Gene Ontology annotation, molecular function: protein binding. The record is from RefSeq and is a predicted model, not a curated record. NCBI's taxonomy places the organism in Eukaryota, Metazoa, Chordata, Actinopteri, Beloniformes, Adrianichthyidae.
UUGGUCAGCCUCCCUUCCACGGAGUUGGCGCCAUUGAAAGGCUGCGUGCUGUCUUUUGAGUGCUGUCCCAUAAAAUACUUAUUUUCUACCAAUACUAGCCAUUUUACCGUUGCACGAUGGCUGACAAAGACGCUGCAUUUGAUGAUGCUGUGGAGGAAAGAGUGAUCAAUGAGGAGUACAAGAUCUGGAAGAAGAACACCCCUUUUCUUUAUGACUUGGUUAUGACCCACGCGCUGGAGUGGCCCAGUCUCACUGCUCAGUGGCUCCCAGAUGUCACCAGACCGGAGGGAAAGGAUUACAGCGUGCACAGGCUGGUUCUGGGGACGCACACUUCAGAUGAGCAGAACCACCUCGUCAUUGCCAGUGUUCAGCUUCCAAAUGAUGACGCCCAGUUUGAUGCCUCGCAUUAUGACAGUGAAAAAGGAGAAUUCGGAGGUUUUGGAUCUGUAAGUGGGAAGAUUGAGAUUGAAAUCAAGAUCAACCAUGAGGGAGAGGUGAACAGAGCUCGCUACAUGCCUCAGAAUCCUUGCAUCAUUGCAACCAAAACUCCCACAAGUGAUGUGCUGGUCUUUGAUUACACAAAGCAUCCCUCCAAGCCUGACCCUUCUGGUGAAUGUACCCCAGAUCUGCGUCUGAGGGGCCACCAGAAGGAGGGAUAUGGUCUCUCCUGGAACCCCAAUCUCAGUGGAUGCCUUCUCAGUGCUUCUGAUGACCACACCAUAUGCUUGUGGGAUAUCAGCACUGUGCCCAAGGAGGGGAAGAUCGUGGAUGCCAAAACCAUCUUCACAGGCCACACUGCUGUGGUGGAGGACGUUUCGUGGCAUCUGCUCCAUGAAUCACUUUUUGGAUCCGUCGCAGAUGACCAGAAACUCAUGAUUUGGGACACACGGUCAAACAACACCUCCAAACCCAGCCAUGCGGUGGACGCCCACACAGCUGAGGUCAACUGUCUGUCUUUUAAUCCCUACAGUGAGUUCAUUCUGGCUACAGGCUCUGCUGACAAGACUGUGGCUCUUUGGGACCUGAGGAACCUGAAGCUGAAGCUCCACUCCUUUGAAUCUCACAAAGACGAGAUCUUCCAGGUUCAGUGGUCUCCUCAUAAUGAGACCAUCCUGGCCUCCAGCGGAACAGACAGGCGGCUCAACGUUUGGGACCUCAGUAAGAUUGGAGAGGAGCAGUCGCCCGAGGAUGCUGAGGACGGGCCUCCUGAGCUGCUGUUCAUCCACGGAGGACACACGGCUAAGAUCUCCGACUUCUCCUGGAACCCAAACGAACCGUGGGUCAUCUGCUCUGUAUCAGAGGACAACAUCAUGCAAGUGUGGCAGAUGGCUGAAAAUAUCUACAACGAUGAGGACCCAGAGGGUGCAGCAGAUUCUGAGGUGCAGGCAUGAAUCCGGUCCCCAGAGCACCUGCGCUUCACCUGCUUUUGAAAAAUGGAUCAGUUACAAAGUUCUGGACGCCUAAAAUCUUCAUUUUAUAAUACUUUCCAGACAGCCGUGUUCUGUGAUGUUGAAAACACCACCUGUCUUAGUCAGUUUUUCAGAUCUGUUAGUCCUGUAAACUCUAAGCUGACUUGUAUAAAACACCGUCACAGAUGUGUCUGUCUCCAUUCAGGUUUCUGUGCAUAAACAUUUCUAUGAAGGUCCAUUUUUAAAGUGGCUGUACAUACUAUGGCUUUUCCUUUUAAAUGCCUGCUGUUUGUGGUAGAACUUUUCCAAAUCGUGGUGUUACUUCUGUGUAUGUUGCUGCUUUUCCGUUUCCUCUAUGCUCCAUCUUUUGUCUUGUAUUCCUAAGUAUAUUACUAAUAAAAGUAUUUACAGUAACACUGUA